GUUCCUCGUGUUUGCUGAAGUCUCUCAGUGCAUUUCAGUAAUAAUGACAGAGUGGGAGGGCCACUUGGUGCAACUAAUAAGGACGGCGAUCUAGCAGGCGAUCCCACUGUGACUUUUAUUUCCAAGUCCUGGAAUCCGGAAUCAGACUGAUCGUAAUCACACAUGGAUUAUACUCUUUUCGCAGCUUUUUAUUUGUUUCUGCCUUAGAGGAAACUUUCUCACAAACUGUUUUUUAAGUGGGACUGCUUCCUGGUGUCAGAGCCAUGAUUUGCUUGUUAAGAUGGGCUGCUUUCCUUUGGACUGUACAUUUCAUUCUUUGCUCAUUUGGAAUGUCAGUGAAUGAACAACAAGAUGGCUCGUGUCCCCCUCUGAGUGUAGAGGAGCACAGGUUUUCUGAUAUCUUAGAUCGUCCCCUGGAAAUCAAAGGAUUUGAUCUCACUGAAAAGUUUCUUCUCCGAAAGGGGACAAUCACAGAGGACCUGCCGUCGUUUCGUUUAGGAAGCAGUCCACUCAUUAAGCCAACAAAAGUAAUAUUUCCAAAUGGGCUUUCGGGUGAAUACUCCCUUGUCACUAUCUUCCGGGUAAGAAGAACUACAAAAAAAGACCGCUGGUAUCUCUGGCAGAUAUUCGACCAGUCUGGAGGCAGUCAGGUAUCUGUUGUGGUUGAUGGUGGCAAGAAGGGAGUGGAGUUUUCUUUCCAGGGCCAGCUAAAGAAUGUUCUCCGCUACACAUUUAAGAGCCGUGACCUGCAUGCCCUUUUUGAUCGCCAGUGGCAUAAGCUGAGCAUUUCUGUACAGAGCAACAUAGUCUCCGUUUACAUGGACUGCAAGCUAACGGAAAGCAAACGGAUUGAUGAGAAGGACAGCAUUGACCCCAAUGGGCGCACUCUCAUCACUACACGAGUGGAGGAUGGACGACCUGUAGAUAUUGAGCUGAAACAAAUUCUAAUCUACUGUGACCCGUAUAUGGCCGAAUUGGAAAAUUGCUGUGAGCUGUUGGAGCCAAAGUAUGAAGCCAUGAAGACCUUUAAUGGGACUUCCCCUCCCCUGGUUACAGCCCAGCUCCCCCAGAUGCUGUCUCAGCCGACCUCACAGUCAAUUGACAGAUGUCACUGUCCAGCUGAAAAGGGGGACACAGGGGAGGCCGGGCCUUCAGCAAACCCGGGACAUAAGGGGGAACUUGGAUCAGAAGGGCAAAAGGGAAUCGAUGGGGAGAAGGGUGAUGUCAGUCUUCCUGAAGCUCGGGGGCAGCCUGCUGACAAAGAGUGCGUCAAAGGAGACAAGGGCCCUCCAGGGGACAAAGGAGAAAAGGGAUUGGCUGGGGUGCCAGGGGAACCAGGCAAAGAGGGCAAAAGGGGACGCAGAGGAAAGACUGGGGAGCCUGGACUCAGAGGCCUGCCUGUUGAGAGGGUUGAGCCUGCAGUCCCAGGGGCAAAAGGGGAGAAAGGAGAGAGAGGAGACCCUGGCCAGCCUGGUGCUGAAGGGGCCAGUGGGAUGAAAGGACAAAAAGGUGAUGUUGGCCUUCCUGGUCCUCCUGGUCCUGUGAUGACAGCUCAUGGAUUGAGACAGCUCUCUGAAACUGAUGCAAUGACGGAGAAGACACAAAAGGGAGAAAAGGGAGAUGAGGGAGAGAGAGGACCGCAAGGCUUCAAGGGAAACAUCGGGCUGCCAGGACUCAAGGGAGAUCAAGGACCAGAGGGCAAGCAAGGCCUGCCUGGACCCACUGGACUCUCAGGCGAGCCAGGCUCGCCAGGGGAGUCAGGGAUGCCUGGGAGAGAUGGCCUGAAAGGAGAAAAGGGGGACUCUGGUGGAGUAAUGGGUCCACAGGGACCCAAGGGUGAGCCUGGAGAGCCUGGAGGUGGAUAUAUGAGCGAUGGGUUGCUUGUAAGCAGAGGGUCUCGCGGGCCCAAGGGUGAGAGAGGUGUCCCAGGUUUGCCCGGUGACCAUGGUGAUAAAGGCGAACCUGGAGAGAGUGUCACAGGCUCGCCUGGCCGCAUGGGACCCCCAGGAAAGCCCGGAAUUGAGGGCCCACGCGGACCCCCAGGUUUAUCUGGCCCUCCUGGAGUUCCAGGAACAGAGGGCUCCCCUGGAUGGCCAGGCCCCCCGGGACCUGCUGGACCUCCAGGUGAACCAACUGCCCUGCCAAUUGUUGGAGACAUGGGUGCAUUACUCAAGAAUGCCUGCAGUGUGUGCCAGACGAGAGUCCCAGGGCUUCCUGGGAUGAAGGGAGAGAAGGGGUCCCUUGGAGCGCAAGGAGUCGAAGGCAUGGUGGGAGAAAAGGGAGAUCCAGGUGUAAGAGGUCCCAUGGGUAACCCUGGAAAAGAAGGCCCAAAGGGAGUAAAAGGAGAGAGAGGGUUCCCAGGCCCCACAGGAGAUAAAGGUGAUGAGGGCACUGCAGGAGUACCAGGACUACCUGGGGUGACCGGUCGUACAGGGGCCCCGGGACUUAUGGGUAGACCCGGGCCAAUGGGCCAACAAGGAGGAAAAGGAGAAAAAGGAAACGAAGGACCUCCAGGCAGGCCAGGGCUCCCAGGGCCUCCGGGUUUACCAAAUGUGGAGGGCAAUGGGAUGAGCAGCCUGUUCAAACUGGAGAGUGGGGGAGCGAUUUUAGGACCCCCUGGAGCUCCUGGCGCUCCGGGUCCCAAAGGAGAUGAAGGACUUCCAGGGGACCCAGGGGCCAUGGGAUUACCCGGGCUUGAAGGGCUACCCGGUGCCAAGGGUGAUAUUGGUUUGCCUGGCCCACCUGGUAUACUAGGUCCUCCUGGGAAGCCCGGCCCUCGCGGAGAGCCAGGGAUCCCAGGAGAGCCGGGUGAGAGGGGGCCGCUCGGAGAGACAGGAUUCCCAGGGCCCGAGGGACCCCAAGGUGUUCCUGGGAGACCUGGAAAAGAUGGAACUCCUGGAUACAAGGGAUCUGCAGGUGCAGCAGGGGACAGAGGUUCCAAAGGAGAACGUGGUGAUCCAGGGAUUCCUGGAGAAAGGGGUGUUCAAGGCGAGAGGGGUCGCUCAGGAGAUCCUGGCCCCAUUGGACAGAUCGGUCCUCCAGGCCAAAAAGGCGAUCCUGGCCCUCCAGUAAAUUUGGACAAUGUAAACCUCUUGGCUGAUCCCAGCUUCAAAGAAGAACUCAAAAUGUUUAUCCGAACUGAAGUAUUGAGGGUCUUCGAAGAGAAGCUAUCAAGCACUGCCACGCUGCAGAAGACACCUGCCGGGAUCUUAGCUACACAGGUCCACGGGCCUCCAGGACCUCCCGGAAAGGACGGACUACCAGGCCCGCCAGGGGAGCCAGGACCUCCUGGUCCUCAUGGGUACAGGGGGCAGAAAGGAGAGCGAGGUCAGCUUGGUCUGGGGUUACCAGGAGAGCCAGGAUCCAUGGGCCCACCAGGCCCUCCUGGGAUCACUUCUAAGGGCCCUACUGGCCCUCCGGGGCCCCGUGGACCUACUGGGACUUGUGACCCCAGUGACUGUCUUCUUCCAUCCCUGUGAACCAAGCAGAGUGGUUCAUAUAUGGGGCUGGUUCGAAUGUAGAUGCCCGGCUCCGAGCUCAGUGCUGCAGCAGAUCGCCUCGCUGUAUAUAAGAGCUUCCUCAGCUCUGGUUCAUCGGACAGACUCACAACUGACCUCUUUAGUUCACUUUACAAUAACAUUUGGAUGCAGUCAGGAUUUGUUCUUUUUCUUUUCAUCUUGUUGUACUAUUAAGGUAUUUCUUGUUUUCAUAUCCCCUACUGUGAUGUAAUGCAUUCCUUGUCAAUUCUCAUUAUGUCUUCAAGACCAUGAAAGGACUUUAUUUUAUCAACUUCAGUCCUGUCUGAAAACACAAUCUUAAUUAUUUGUUUGCCUUCUUAAUGGGCUUGCCUAUUCCCUCGUCUGUUCUUAUUUAGAUAAGCCAAUGUGCUGUCAGAAGGUACUCUCACGUGUGUGUGUGUGUGUGUGUGUGUGUGUGUGUGUGUGUGUGUGUGUGUGUGAGAGAGUGUGUGUGUGUGUGUGUAAAGUUGUGAUAAAACAUCAGAUUUCUGAGACUCCUUAUGCAACCAAAGUGCAGCAGAUGUGACUGAUAUGCAAAUAAUUUAUUUUUAGCGUGUUCUUCAAGGAUGUAGUUAAAGAUGGUUCUAAUAAUUGCAGUGAAUGUAGCAUGGAUAUUCAGUAAUAUUAUUAUUAGAAGGUGGCUUGACACAUUUUAAGAUUACUGAGAGUUGUGUUUUAUGAAAUUAUCACUCAUGACACAUAUGCAAUGUGCAUGAUAAUAAUUAUUUUUAUCAUUUAGAAAGACGUCUUCCUAUUUUCUUUAGGUUUGGUGACGUUACUGUGUUUGUAAAGGUGUGUUCAGACCAAAUGCAAAGAGGAUUUUUUUUGUAUUUAGCUCGCAAAGUUUCACCCUUAAGUUAGUUACGUCAUAACGUCAGUGCUAACUUGGUUUGUGGUAAAGUACAACCAAUAGCUGGAAUCAAGUUACAGAUAUAUUUUUUCAAAAAACACCAUGUAGUCCUACGGCUUUGCUCGCUUUUCUCCAAGCCGUCUCUUCUCUGUACAGUACUGACGUUGAGUCCUAGAGUUCCAGCUGCCCACGGACACCAACGAUAAGUUUGUCCUCCAUUUCCAAUUCUCGGUGAUGUCGGUAUAAUCACACACUGAUAGGCUUUCGCCACACACAUCUUCCACCCAAAUUUAAACAUUUCAGUAUGCAUGUAUUAUGUUGUCUUUUUAUUGACUCUAUGUAAUCGUGCAGAAUAGGAUGUUGCUUUUUGUUUGGUCUGGACACACCACACACACAUAUUUCAAGGGCAUAUUUGAGGAAUUUACUUUAAAUGUGGUGUAUGUUUAAGGUGUGUGAUGUAACCUCACAUUCACCCUAUUGUUGGUUUAAUCUGUAAAUAAGUGGAACGAGUUAUUGAGGUUUUUCUUUUUCUUUCUUCCCGUCUAAUGGAGCUUGUACCGGGACCUGACAACAUGUUUACAUAAGCAAGUUGUCAUUGUAAUGACACAAUAAGGUUCCCACUGUGUGUGUGUGUGUGUGUGUGCGUGUGUGUGCGUGUGUGUGCGUGUGUGUGCGUGUGUGUGUGUGUGUGUGCGUGUGUGUGCGCGUGUGUGUGCGUGUGUGUGUGUGUCCAAUGAUAAUUGACAUUUACAUGGUUUACAUGCUGUAUGAUGAUUCCUCUGGUUUAUUUGUAUAUUUUUGAUUUUCAGCUACACAAAGGGAAUCAGGAUUACUACACUACAACUUCAGACUUUUUGUUUUUGUUAAAAAUAUACUCAUGAAUGUAUACUUGAAUUUUCUUGUUCAUCGUUUGAACGGUAUCCUGGCCUACAUCCUGGUUUUUCACUCGCUGACCAGCACUGUGUCACUGUGUAUCAUCUGGUUUUGGGGUGUCUUAUGGCUGGAGUUUGGCUUUAUUUAUUUAUUCUGCUAUAACAGGCUUUGGAGCCAUUUUAAUGUUCUCAACUCAUUUCAGAGGUUUUUGAGUCAACUUUACUUUAACAAGCCGUACUCUAUGAUUGAUCUUAUCUACAAACUCAGUACAAUCAAUCUGAAAACAUGCAGACCUUCUUCAAGACGGAAAGACAAAAGUUCCUAGCAUUCAAACUUUAUGAAUGUCUAUUACCUAACUUUAGUAACCUAACUUUAUAAUCACACUAAAUCAUGAACCUUUGUAUGGCAGACAAACAUAAUUGGCCUGUUGUGUAUAUUACUUCCAUCGCUGUUUAAUGAGAGUUAGACUCAAAGGCUUUAAUUUUACUUUAAAGUGCCCAGAUGUGAUUGAUGUUUGAAAUGUUCUGUGGGUGUAUCUGACAUUUUUGUGAUGUUAAGAACUCGGUUCUAGCUGUAUUCCAUGCUUUAAGAUCUGUUUGAGACUUUUUAUGUCUCACAAGUCAUCGAGCUUCUCUUACACAUAUGAAUUAUGACUCACAUCCUACUCUGAAGCUGCAGAGAAUUUUUUUAAAUAUUCUUCUCUGCAUGCAAGCUUAGUUUUAAGUCUGCUAAGUGUGAGUGGGUCUAUUUUCAGAUGGUUAUUGAAUCAAAUGUAUACCACUGACUUUAUUUGUGAGUUGAAAGAGCCCCCUGCUGGACAUGUAUUUAUUUUCUCAUUGCUUGAAUGUAAAACAAUCUUUCUUUGGGUUAUAAGCUACAUAAAGCCACAUCCUUCUAUUGGCUUCUGUCUUUUUCAUAUAUGUUCACAUUCUAUGUAUCAUUUUUCCAUGAAUUAUCUGGAUUUUAAUUUUAUUAUAUUGGUCUAUUUCAUACACAUUGCAUCUGUUGCACAUUUGUUCGUCCUGGAAGGGCCAUCCCUCCUUGGUUGCUCAUUUUUUGGGGAGUUUUUCUUUAUCCAAAGUGAGAGUUUUAAAGGUCAGAAGGUGUCAUAGGCUGUACAGAUUUUAAAGCCCCCUGAGGCAAUUUGUGAUAUUGGGCUGUAUAAAUAAAAUUUACUCGUACGUGACUUUCAUCAAGCUAAUUUUCAUAUUUCGGUUUAAUUAUUCCCCUUGGAGACAAUAACUCCAACCUUGACCAAAUUCAAAUGAGGCCGCAUCAACGUGAGGCUAAUGCAAUCUCAACUUUUUGGCGAACUGAUGAGAGCAACUCUCUGCGAAUAUUGAAUUUAGCUUGAAUUGAUAUUAAUGUGCACCGGUUUGUAACUUCAAUUUAGCUAAACAGUAUGAUAACUAGGGAGGACACAAAAUGGCCACAACCCACUUCACUAGCAAUUUGGUGCCAGCCAUUUGUAUAUCACUCUUGAGUUAAAAUCCAUUUAUUCUAAGUGGAAAAUGUCUGAUGAAACUCAAAGGAUGGCGGUGUUGUAGGUUGAAGCAUCCUUCAAAUCAAAUGCUGUUAUACACCUAGAUGUAGGCUUCUCAAAUAAUGCAAAAUUCACUUAAAACAAUAUGUUUUAUACAGCCACAUUUCAUUACUGGGUUUUAAUGUAAGUAGAUCCUGUUUCUAUCCUAUAAUUUAAUCUUGUAAAUAAGCUUGUAAUGAUGGGGAAUGUGGAUCAGCCUCUUCGCACGGCGCCUCGGAUUAAAAAUGUCUGCCUGCUGCUCUCAUUACUCUAUACGCUCAUGUCGUGCUGUGGGACUUUAAUGUGUGUUUUUGAGAGUCUGUGAUACGCCACACCUCCCCCAAUGGCAGAUUCUGGCCAAUAUACACAGUACAGUAUACCCACUACAAUACAUUAGACUACACCACUGAUUAGUUAUAUGGGGGGGAGGAAUAUCACAACAUUAACUGUUGCUUUUCACUGGAAAAAAACAAUUGAAACCUCAUUUGUGGGUAGAAAGAGACAGUCCUGGACUGUGACAAAGAAUAGGGACAGUAAUGCUCCUGUUGUGGAGGAUGACCCAAUGUUUAUGUGAUUACCAGGUAUCAGAGGUUAGAUUUUACACUUUUCUUUUCAGCAUCUUUUAUUCAACUGAUUAAUGGCACCUGCCUUACACGUGUGCAAUAAAUGUAAUCCAGUGCUUUA
Messenger RNA from Etheostoma spectabile (orangethroat darter), 7447 nucleotides. RefSeq names its product collagen alpha-1(XIX) chain. The record is from RefSeq and is a predicted model, not a curated record. Bases 264 to 3479 code for a protein of 1071 amino acids. NCBI's taxonomy places the organism in Eukaryota, Metazoa, Chordata, Actinopteri, Perciformes, Percidae. Gene Ontology annotation, molecular function: extracellular matrix structural constituent conferring tensile strength. The transcript is spliced from 51 exons. Gene Ontology annotation, biological process: extracellular matrix organization.